CCCAUGGCACAGUAAAGACAUCCAGACUAGAGUAGCUGGAGCGCCCCCUGUAGCCACAGAUGACCCCACCACUGCCCCAGCACAGCCCAGGACCCGAUGCAGCAUCACGGAGGAGGAGGAGCGUCCAGAGGUGCAUCUGGUGAAGGAUGAUGGGACCUUCCGAUUCACACGGCCACAUCCUUUUCGAUCAGGUAUUGAACUCAAACAACAGGGCUGGAGCACAGGCUCAGGGAGGGGGAGCCACAUCAGGCAAUAUUAAAGAGAAACGGUUCCUCUGCAUGUUCUGUCACAAAGGAUUCAGCUGCCUCCAAAAGGUGGAGAUCCACCAGAGGGUCCACACAGGGGAGAAACCCUUCAGCUGUACCCAGUGUGAGAAGAGGUUCUCCCGCCAGGACCACCUGAAAAGGCACCAGAGGGUCCACACAGGGGAGAAACCCUUCAGCUGUACCCAGUGUCACAUGCGCUUUGCCCAGGCUGGUCACCUGAAGAUGCACCUGAAGGUCCACACGGGAGAAAGGCAGUUUGCCUGUACGCACUGCGGGAAGAGGUUCACAGAGAGGAGCUACCUCAGGAUACACCAGCAGAAAAAACAUUCCACUCUAUAAAUAGAAAGUUACCCUGUAUUAAAGACAAAGAUUCAUUUUCAUUGUUGUCAGCAGAAAUUUAAGAGUAAGAGUAACACAUUUCAGUGUUGAAUAUUCCUGGGUAGAAUAUUGCAUCCAGACGUGUUAUUUAUUUAUAUACAGUGCCUUGCGAAAGUAUUUGGCCCCCUUGAACUU
Oncorhynchus kisutch (coho salmon) is the source of this 779-nucleotide messenger RNA. Its product is annotated as protein krueppel-like. Gene Ontology annotation, biological process: regulation of transcription by RNA polymerase II. The transcript has 2 exons. The record is from RefSeq and is a predicted model, not a curated record. Gene Ontology annotation, molecular function: RNA polymerase II cis-regulatory region sequence-specific DNA binding; DNA-binding transcription factor activity, RNA polymerase II-specific. NCBI's taxonomy places the organism in Eukaryota, Metazoa, Chordata, Actinopteri, Salmoniformes, Salmonidae. The coding region runs from base 147 to 605 and encodes 152 amino acids.